Nanorana parkeri is the source of this 542-nucleotide messenger RNA. It is a transcript of the gene PLP2, whose product is annotated as proteolipid protein 2. Gene Ontology annotation, cellular component: membrane. Bases 37 to 495 code for a protein of 152 amino acids. The record is from RefSeq and is a predicted model, not a curated record. Lineage: Eukaryota; Metazoa; Chordata; Amphibia; Anura; Dicroglossidae. The transcript has 5 exons.
UCAGCAGCAGCAGCCGCCGAGCCCGCCCGUGCCAGCAUGUCGGACCCGGGAACAGCGCAGAGCGCCAGCUGCAUGGACCAGGUCAAAGCCUACGUGCGGACCAGGAAGGGGAUAGUCCUGGCGACGGAGAUAGUUUUCUGCAUCAUCGUCCUGAUCUGCUACGCGGCCUCGCGCCACCCCGGAUACCUCGGCGUCGCCAUCACCGAACUCGUAUUCAGCACCGUCUUCUUCUUCCUGUUCGCCCUUCGCUACGACCAGCAGUUCGCCUUCAUCCACUGGGGCUGGACGGAUUUCCUACGCGCAGCUUUAGGCGCCGCCCUCUUCAUCAUCCUCUGCAUUAUAUGUCUCAUCCGCGGUGGUGACGGGGCUGGUAUAGCCGGAUCGGUGAUUGGGCUAUUGACCGGUGUGCUGUUGGCUUAUGAUGCUUUCCUCACAUUUCCUAAACUGAGGAGGACACACGCGCCGGCUGCCACCGAGUCUCCGGAUAAUAUUUAACUCCAUGAUGGACAAGCGGGAGGGAUCCCUCACACAAGCUACAUGCC